Messenger RNA from Penicillium bovifimosum, 510 nucleotides. RefSeq names its product putative dUTP diphosphatase Dut. The record is from RefSeq and is a predicted model, not a curated record. The transcript has a single exon. NCBI's taxonomy places the organism in Eukaryota, Fungi, Ascomycota, Eurotiomycetes, Eurotiales, Aspergillaceae. Bases 1 to 510 code for a protein of 169 amino acids.
AUGAUCCUCCCCGGCCGCUCACUCAUCACCUCCAUCAUCCGCAACGUGCAACACCCCAAACUCCAAGUCCAACCGUGUGGGGUAGACCUCACCUUAAAACGCGUUCUGAAAUGGACCUCACCCAGCAUAAUCGACUUGGAUAACCAGCACCGACAGACCGCUGCAACAGAAGAGAUACCCUUCACAGCUCACGACGGGGCUAAAGAGCCAUAUUUGGAUCUCGCGAAGGGCUCCUACCUCGUGGAGUUCAACGAGACUGUCUCCGUCCCUCUAGAUGCGAUGGGCCAGAUCUUUGUGCGCAGCUCGUUAUUCAGGUCUGGGGUGCUUUUACAUGCCGGUGUGAUGGAUAGUGGAUAUGAAGGCGCUGUUGGGGCGUUGAUGCAGGUGGUUAAUUUUGCUGGGUUGCGAGUUUAUCCUUCUGCCCGGCUGGCGCAGUUUGUCUUUCACCGGAUGACGGAAGAGGUUGAGGGGUACAAGGGGGUUUAUCAGGGUACUACGGCUUUGGGGUAG